AUACUUGCGUGUUAUCGAUUGGUAAAUUUCUGCACCAAAACAUUUAACAAAAUUUAUACGCGAAACCUAAACAAUCGCCAUUUCUUCAAAAACCCUGAGCUGAGAAUACAACAAUAUGAGUACACAGCGCGGCAACGCGACUCGCACACGUGCACAAAAACACAAAAAUCGUCAUGUAUUUAAAAACGAUUUGCAUGACAAAACACCACAGCAGAUGCGCCUCAACAAAAUGCAUGUGUCGACCGUAUGCCAGCGCUGCAAGGAAGUCAUUGAGUGGAAGAUCAAGUACAAGAAGUACAAGCCCCUCACGCAGGCCAAGACGUGCGCCCGCUGUCAACAGCGGACUGUCCGCAAGGCGUACCAUGUCAUCUGCAAGGAUUGCGCCGUCAAGGAUCAUGUGUGUGCCAAGUGUCUGAAGAGUGCCGACGAGGUGGAAAUUGAGGCGCCACAGCCGACGCCGCAGGAAGAGCAGCAGCUGCAAGUCGAAAUGGACAGAUUAAUCAAAUCGUUCUCAGAGCGCAAGCGACGCGCCUUUCUACGCUUCAUGGAGAAGGGGCGCAAACAGGAAGCCCAAGAGCCACUCGACGAGGAGGAGCGUGAAGCUCAAGAGAAGGCAACACGGGUUAGGCAUACACGCGAAGAGCUGCUAGAGAAGAUCAAACAGCUGAAUCUCGCCGAAGAAGACGACGAUUAUGGCGAAGAUGAUGACGAAGACGAGGAGGGGGAAUCUGAUCGCGGCUCAGAGGAAAGCAGCAGUGAAGAGGAUAGCGAGGAAGAGCCGCAAAAAGCGAAAACUAUAGUAAAGAAGUAACGUUCAACUGCCUUAACGCUGUGCAUUUAGAGUAUAGUAAACAAAUUUUUUUUGUAUAUACAUACAAAUAAAUAUAAAAUUAAUUAAAAAUUUA
Messenger RNA from Drosophila navojoa, 905 nucleotides. RefSeq lists its product as uncharacterized. Lineage: Eukaryota; Metazoa; Arthropoda; Insecta; Diptera; Drosophilidae. The record is from RefSeq and is a predicted model, not a curated record.